AUGGCGUCCAUGCUGCAGUUUCGGGUGGAAUGCAAGAAAACGAAGCCUGGGCAGGCAGUCUACGUGGUAGGUUCCGUCCCAGAGCUAGGCUCUUGGAAAGAAUUUAAAUUCGUGGUUGCCAAUGAGCACGGAGCAGAUGCGCAGUGGGAAGGCGGUAACAAUAAAAAACUGGCUAUUCCACCUGGCGGCCCCCACCUGCUUGUCGUGCGCGGUAGCUAUGAGAAGAAAGACAUCACGACCGAAACGCAGAAGGUGCAGGGCGCGCCUGCUGACACGAGUGAGGUCCCGCUAGCCGAGCCAGACGAGCCUUCACGACCGCGGAUGGAUUCCUCCGGGCGGAAACAGAAUGCCUCCCGAUUCCUGAUGUUGAACGAGGACCCACAGCUGCCCUGCCCGAACAUUUUCAAGAUUUUUCUCACCCUUAGCUUUGAUGGGAACUGGUCCAUUUUUGGCGGAAAGACUGAAAUUCAUCAGCAUGUGAUUCAUCAGCACGGAGUUAGAAUCAGCAAGGUUCAGGGACCUCAGUCAAGCAGCAAAACAGUUUGUGAAUUGAAAUGCUUCUUCCUGCAGGACGGCACCACAAAUUUCCAGAUGAGCCGAACUCCUAGCUUGAUGUUGAUCGAUGCAGACGAGUUCUUUGCAGAGGCGGAGGCAGAGGAGCAACAUGUGCUGGAGAUGGAAAGGGAACGUUUGAACACAGUACAACGCCGUAUGAAGAGCACAACCUUGUUGGAAGAGAUGACGAAAAUUACGGACUAUGCCAACCCAUCGGAGACCGUAAUGCUUCAGGCAUUCAAUUGGGAGAGUCAUAAAGCUGGAAGGGGAGACUGGUAUGGCAUUGUGGCAUCCAAGUUGCAGAUGUUCAAGGACAUGGGGAUCACAGAUCUCUGGCUGCCGCCUUGCACAGCCUCAGUCGCACCUCAAGGCUAUUUGCCUUCACAACUUUUCAACUUGGAUGGCUCCAAAUAUGGAAACAAGGAAUCACUGCAGAAGUUGCUGAAGAAGCUGCACGAAUUGGGCAUGAGGGGUGUGGCGGACAUUGUCAUCAACCACCGCUGUGGUGACCAACAGGAUUCACAAGGGCGAUGGAAUGUCUUCACCAGCACAGGCAUAGAGAGGCGAAAAAGCUUCGCCGGCGUCAUGGAUUGGCAGGGUUGGGCCAUCACUCUUGGGUGCCCUUACUCCGACGGCACUGGUGAACGGGGUCCUGGCAAAUACGACGGCAAGUUCGAAGCUGCACCGGACAUCGACCAUGGCAACAUGAAAGUGCAGCAGAGCAUCCAGAUUUGGAUGCGCUGGCUGCGCCUGGAUGUAGGCUUUGACGCCUGGCGUUUCGACUUCGUGAAGGGCUACGGUGCCGAAUUCGUGGGGAAGUACUGCGAGAAGACGGAGCCCGCUUGGGCGGUGGGGGAGCUGUGGCUAGACAUGGCCUACGAUGACAAUGGCUUGGCCUACAACCAGGACAGGCACCGCCAGGAUACCAUCAACUGGAUCAAAGGCACGGGCCAGAAGAGCACGGCGUUCGACUUCACCACGAAGGGAAUCUUACAGGAAGCUGCAAGGAACUGCCAAUAUUGGCGUUUGAAAGAUCCUUCAGGAAAACCUCCGGGUCUCAUUGGUUGGAUGCCAACUCAUGCCGUCACCUUCCUGGACAACCACGACACAGGAAGUACUCAGGCACAUUGGCCCUUCCCCAACGAUAAGAUUCUGGUUGGCUAUGCCUACAUCCUGACGCACCCGGGCAUCCCCAGCAUCUUCUGGGAUCACAUUUGUGAUUGGGGCGAUGAUGUGAGGAACAAAAUCGGCAUCCUUUUGAAGUUGCGAGCUGACUCGGGCAUCCAAGUGGAUGCGCAAGUGAAGAUCCUCAUCGCCGAAAAUGACCUCUACCUGGCAGAGGUUGGUCGCCCAGCCGCCUUGAGGGUGGCCUUAGGCCCACGAGUGGCACCCGACUACGACCGAUCCUAUUGGGAGAAAGGUGGUUCAGGCCACAGCUGGUGCGUGUGGAUCAGCAAAGAGGCCAAGGCGAGAGCUGCCAAAAGCGGCAGCCGGAAAUCUUCGCCUUCCAAAAAGCCUUCCAAAGAGCCGCCCGCAGCAGCGCCCGCCCCAGCGCCUGCAGUGGCAGCAACUGCAGAGGUGGAAGGCAGCCCUGAACGGGUGCCAGAACCUGAUUUCAAUCCACCACAUCGAACCCUGGAACGUCAGCUCAGCAUGUCUGAAGUCUGUCUACGUGUUCGUCUUCCCAAAGAGGAGCCAGGGAUGCAGGUGGUGGUCUGCGGCGAGGUUCCCAGCUUGGGGUCCUGGAAUCCAACCUCUGGAGCGUUGAUGCAGAAGGUGAAAGACCUUUGGGUCCUGAACGACUUGCCACUCGGAGUGGGUGCUGGCACACAGUUCAAGUACGUGAUUUUGAACAAGAAUCAGCCUAGAUGGGAGGGCCGCGGAAAUCGCAACUGGCGUGAGGCUGAGGCACCAGUGGUGACGCACGUUUGGGACAGCACCCAGAAUGAAAAGCCUAAGAAGCCUUCAGUCAAAAAGAAGUUGAGCUUCGAACCCUGCACUGCGAAUGACUUCAUUAACCGCAUUGCUGAUGAGAACGAGGAGCGUGUGAGCUAUCGCUUGAAGUUGGAACUGCCAAGAAUCCUUUUGGAAGAGGACCUUUUGAACUCCUUGUCCGAGCUGGCCAUCCUUCAGGCAUAUCUUACCUUCGUUGCCAGUGGGCAGAUCAGCUGCAAGGAAGACGGCAGUCAUCACCGGCCCUGUGCAGCUGCGAACGCUGCAAAAGCAGUAACAGAAGCUCUGUGGGAGAUCUCCCAUGCAGGUGAUGCCGAGCUCUUCAUUGCCCGACGGAUCUUCCCGUCGCUGCCGUCCUUCUCGGACGAGUUCACCUGCGCAGUGCCGAUGACACGAAUUCGCGACAUCGCACAUCGUGGUGAUAUCCCGCAUGACAUGAAGCAGUACAUCAAGCACAAUCUCCAGAACAAGCUGCACCGCUGCGCUGACCCUGGCGAUCUGAUCAAACUGGACCAACUGGUGGAGCGGAUCGACCGCGAAGGCGGCUACUCCCAGGCCUUCGUCCGGGAGCUGAAACUCUUCCAGGUGGAGUUGCGCGAUUUCUUCAACGCCACCGGUGGAGGGCUGAGUUGUGAGAUGCCGAAGGGAUCCCACGGCUUGGAUGACACUGCUCGACAAAUAGCAGCACAAGAUGCUUCCAUCAAGGGAGCUGUUGAUAUGCUGCUGCACCUCAAGAAUUCUGCAGCUGACCCCUUCGGGCAGAUGACGGCCCUAACAGACUUGAGGAAGUUGGUGGUGCCUAAAGUAGUCGACGAGCAGAAUUGGUUGAGACUUGACAUCGAGCUUGAGAAGUACGCCUUUGUGUUGCUGAGUCAGGUGGCAGGGCAGUUGGAGAAUGAAGGCCGCAAUGCUUCGGGCUCCUGGUGGGAUCGGCUGCUGAAGAGCUUCGUGGCGGCAGUGGCGCAAAUACAGCUCUCGGGUAUUGCCAAGGAUGAAUGCGAGGUGGUGAUGCGUGAAGCAGAAGCCAUUGCCCCGGAGAUCGCUGAUGCCCGAAAAGCGCCCUUUGUGCCUCAGCGGCUGGUGGCGACCAUGGACCGAACUUUAAGAAUCUGCUUUCGGCUCACCACAGCCCUGGAAGCGGCCUAUGCUGGGGUGCCACAAUUGGGGAAGGCCUUGCGGAUUGAUUCUCAUGCAGUGUCUGUCUUUGUUGAAGCUGAGCUUCGGGCAUCGGUGCUCUUCCAGGUCUCCAAAUUGGCUCAGUUGGGAAUGCAGCAAGCGAAAGUUUCAGCUGGGCUACCGUUGUGGACCGCAAUCUCAGCCGGCUCUGGCGUGGGGCGCUGCAUGUUCUUGCCAACGCUGGCAGAUUCGUGGCAAAGGACUCUGCCUCCCGAGGGCGCCGUGAUUUUCUGCAACGAAGCCAGUGGCGACGAAGAGGUCCCACAGCUCGUCCGUGGCGUCGUGGUGUCGCGUGAUCUGCCGGUGCUGUCGCACUUGGCGUUGCGCGCGCGGCAGCUGGGUGUGGUCUUCGCCUGCACCGCUGAGUCCCAGCUCUUUGAAAAGCUCCGCAAAAACGUCCAAGAGACGAAAGCCGUGAAGUUGGUGGUGGAUGCAUCCGGAGAUGUAAGGGCACAGGUGGUGGCCGACUCAGAGCUAAAGGUGACCUCGGGUCAGUCUAGCCAGAGCUCCGCCAAAUCAAAAUUGGGAGAGCUGAAUCUCACUGGCAAAAAGGUCUUGGAAACUGUUUCCAUUGCAGAUCAGCCUCAGAUCGCAGGGAGCAAAGCUGCUUCAUCUGGGAAACUGGAGAAAUUGGCUCAGCAGCUGGGCUUCAAGGCGCCCAAGGGGCUUGCGAUCCCUUUUGGUGUCAUGAAGAGUGCCAUCCAAGGUUCUGACUUUCAGUCCGCCCUGAAGGGCCUGGAAGCUGCUCUCUCAAAAAAUGCUGAUGUAGAAGCCGCUGCACAAGCAGUGAGGGCCGCGAUCGAUAAGCUGUCGGUUCCCAACUCCAUCUUGUCGGAGAUUCAAUCAGGUUUGCCAGGAGCCGAGAGGGUUGCGGUUCGGUCAUCUGCAAACAGCGAGGAUUUGGAAAAGGUCUCUGGCGCCGGGCUUCAUGACUCCGUGCUGGGUGUUGACAUCAAGGAUCAAUCCAAAUUGCAACAGGCCAUCUUGCAGGUGUGGGGAAGCAUGUUCACACUCCGAGCGGUCCAGAGCCGGUAUGCUGCCAAGAUGCCGCUCUACGAUGGCAUCGCCAUGGGUGUCUUGAUCCAGCCCAUGGUGUCGUUGAGUGGCCAUGCCUAUGCCUUCAUCGCUUUCUCCAAAGAUGCCGUCGCGAAGAAUGACAAAGCUGUCUACAUCGAGAUGUGCAUCGGCCUGGGUGAGACUUUAGCUUCUGCCAAUGAGCCUGGCACACCGUAUCGGCUAGUGGUACAAAAGGACCCCCCUCAUGAGGUGCAGAUCGCUUCGCUGGGAAGCUUCUCCAAUGGCCUUGAGGAUUUGCCCAGCGGCCUGCAGCAUGUCCGUGUGGAUUAUUCCAAGGAGCGCCUGAGCACUGACAAGGAUUAUCUUUUGCAGAUCGCCCGUGAUGUGGCCAAGGUUGCUAUAGGCAUUGAGAAAGGCUAUGGAGCUGCAAUGGACAUGGAAGGUGUUGUCUUGGAACGUGGAAGUGGUCGAGAAAUCCAUUUGGUACAGGUCGUGUUAACCCGGACCACUUCCGAGCUGGACGAGUUGGUUGGCAGCCGAGUCAUUUUUGGUGUGAGGCACUGGCAUGGCAACGCCGUCUUGUGGCCCUUAUCGGGAUGCGUGGAGACGCUUGGAUGUGCAUUUUCAAUCGCUGGCAAGACCACGCUGGGCAGAGGAGUUGCGGAGAUUCUGGGCUUUGACUUCGAUGAUUUGGAUGAGGUCAUAACACGCGCAGCCAAUGGCAAGCUGCCCCCACAGAUUGUCGCGGAACAAGGUUGGGAUGCGUUUCGCAAGUUGGAGGCCGACUGCUUCCAAUCUGCCGCCAGUGUUGCUGCUGCCCGGAAGGGGAAGAUCCUUGCAUGUGGUGGUGGGAUCAUUGAAACGGCACCAGCCAUGGACAUCAUGCGAUGUCACAAUCCAGUCAUACUCAUCGAUCGCCACAUUGAUGAUGUGGUUGCAACCUUGGAGGCUGAUCCUGCUGCACAAGUUCAUAGAGCAUCACUUGGUGAGCACCCGCGGGACACUUACAAGCGCAGGCUUCCCAAGUAUGAGGAGGUGGCCAACUUCCGCUUUCCCAUAGCCAAGGGGGAGAAGGACUUGUCCUCACUAACCACAUCGUUUGCGCGUUUUGUGAACAUCGCCUUGGGCAGAGCCAUCCCCAGCACCGUCAGCGAUUCCUUUUUCAUCUCCCUGACGGCACCGGACUACGCCCAAGUAUCGCCGGAGAUCCUUCGUUCGGCGGCCUCCAAUGCAGACACUUUGGAGUUUCGGGUGGACCUCCUGGAGAGUUUGGAACCUGAGAAUGUGAUCCAUCAGGCGGCUUUGAUUCGCCGCAGUGCUCCCGGAACGCCUUUACUGUUUACAGUGCGAUCUGUGGACCACGGCGGCAAGUUUGCUGGGUCUGAAGAUGAGUAUUUCAAGCUGAACUUUUUGGGCCUGCAACUUUGCGCCGAGCUGUUGGAUGUUGAGUGCACUUGGAGUGAGCCUCGCAUCGCUGACUUGGUGGCGAAGCGCGGCCCAUCGCUGCUGGUGGGCUCUUACCACAACUUUGGAAGGAUGCUGAACCGGACGGAAUUGAAGGACGUGUUUCAGAGAUGUAUGCUAAGCGGAGCAGCGGCCAUUGCCAAAGUUGUGGUGAAAGCAGAAGCCCGCGAAGACAACUGGACAGUCCAAGAGGUAGGGAAGGCCACCACACCUGACUCUGCAGCGUUCAUUGGACUUUGCCUGGGAGAAGCUGGGAAGUUGUCGCGGGUUCUGAACCAAGUCAUGUGUCCCUCGAUGCAUCCGAGCCUUGCCCCGGGUGCACCGGGGCAGAUGUCGGUGACCGAGCUCUUGGAGACGCGACAAGCUUUGGGUUUGAUGGGCACCAGCCGCCAGUUCGCAGUGAUUGGACCUUGGGAAGGCGAAGCUCCAAAGACUAGUGCCGCAGCAUCCUUGUCUUUAAGGCUCCUUCAAGCAGCCUUCAAAGCUUUGCAGUUGCCUCACGUCGCGGUGCAAGAUUUCGCCAGGAGUAGUGAAGAGGCUUCACGGCUUUUGGCUUUGGCUUCCACGGGUGGUGCUGUGCUCCUUGGACCACUCACCUCGCAGCUGGCCUCUGAAGCUUGGGCAGACGUGAGUUAUGUGGAUUGCGUGGUGCAGCGGAAUGGGAAGUUGACGGGUCACUGCUGCAAAUCCGAACGGCUUAAGGAGCGACUGCAGCCUCUGGGCUCCAAGCGAACAGCUGCGAUUCUGGGCGAACGUGGCGACCCAGCUGCCUGUGUGGCAGGGCUCCAUGCUGUGGGCUUCCAGCGGAUCGUCACGGCCACGCCCUGUGAGGAGCCAGAUGUGGAAGUGGUCCAAGACCUGUCCAAGGUGAAAGAUUUGGACGCUUUGAUCUACAUGGGGAUGGAGAUGCCACUGGAGAAGUUGCAGCAGAGCCUCACUGAAAUAUGUCAGUCAAACAAACCCAUGGUGAUUGAUAUGUCCUUGCAGAUGGACGAGGCGCCAACUUGGCUAUCAGAGUUGGCAAAGAAGUCAGACUGUCAGAUGGUCAGCUCAGAGGUCUUUCUUUUGGAGGAGAUGCUGGCUUGGUUCCGGGCCUGGCACAUUGAGGCAAAGGCAGAUGUUCUGAAAGAGGUCGUCGCCAAAGAGCUGGUGAACUUCAGAGAGGCUUCACAGCAAGCGCGGCAAGCUUGGACUUAA
Molecule: messenger RNA, 7362 nt
Organism: Cladocopium goreaui
Lineage: Eukaryota; Dinophyceae; Suessiales; Symbiodiniaceae
Source: the annotation of a GenBank genome assembly